Messenger RNA from Podarcis muralis (Common wall lizard), 3301 nucleotides. RefSeq lists its product as uncharacterized. The record is from RefSeq and is a predicted model, not a curated record. NCBI's taxonomy places the organism in Eukaryota, Metazoa, Chordata, Lepidosauria, Squamata, Lacertidae.
CAAAACUUCGCGAGCCGCUUGGGAAUUGGGGGGUAUCUCUCUCUCUCUAAAGGAAGGAAAGCCCCUUGUCCUGCUUUCCCAGCAUCAGGAUGCGCCAUCAGGCUUGGCUCCUUCCCUCCCGACUCAUCCGAGAAGCUAGAAACCCAUCAGCGCGCAGCACAAAAGGACUCGUCCGCGACCGAGAAACAAAAGAGCGUGAAAAGCGGCAGAAAGAAGACUAGGGCGCAGCCGGCCGGGGAAGCCCCGCGUGGCAGCGCGCGGGAGGCGCGGCUCGGGCGCGAGAUGUCUCGCCUCCUCCUCCUCCUCCUCCUUACCCGGACGCGGGAUCCUCGCAGCCUCUUUCCAAGGAAGGGCCGGCUCCGGGAAGCCUUUGUCCCGAAAGGGACUUCGAGGCAGCCGGCGGCAGGAGCAGCAGCAGCCUGGGGACCAUCCACUCCGCCUCGCCGUCUUUUGCUGAGGAAAGCUGCUGGAAAGGUUCCCCCUCUGAGGCGCGGGGUGUGCGAGGUCAGGCGGGAGGGCGCGCCCUGGGGACGAGGAAAGGAGUCCCUCCUCCUCCUCCACCUCUCUCCGGCUUCCCCUCAGAAGACGCGCGCUCCUUUCCUUGGCCGGGGUUCCUGGAGCACUUCCCCAGCGGCCCGGCCGCGACGUGCGCUUCAGGGGGAGCCCGCGGCGAGGCCGGGGAGAAGCGCUGCCUCCGGCGAGGGAGAGUUGCAAAGUGUUCGCAAAGUCGCUGCAUCCCCUCCCGGCUCCGGCUGCUCCCGCCCUCGCUCCCUCAGCUUUUGCAGGCGGAGGGGGAGACAGGCAGCGGGAGAGAGAGAGAGAGAGAGAGCCCAGCUCCACCCCGCCGCCGCCCCCCUCCUCCCCACUUCGCUCCUUCUUGCGCGCGCUCUCCCUUCCCACCCUCCCUCUCCAGGGAGUAGCCGGCUAACAAGGACCCUUCUGUUGGCUUUGUCCAAGACCCUCGCCGACAAAAUAUGCGGCUACGUUGCUGGGGCGCUUGCGUGCUGCGGGCGGGAGCGAGGAGCCGCGCUGCACGAGGGGUGCUUUGGGGUUGCUGGGUUUUUGUGCGGAGCCGGAGAGAAAAGGCGCCACUUUCAUCCUGCCCGUGAGUUGUGGGGGCUGCCCACUGAGCUUGGCCCGGAAGCUGCAGCUGGUGCAAAAUGCAGUGGCUUGGCUGUUCACUGAGUGACCCUGAAGGUGGCUCACAGGACAACAUUUCAAUAGGGCCCAAUCCAUGAAAGCAAGAACAGUGUAACACUGAACUUCAUGCUGUCCUGCACACUGUUAUCCGAUUUAAAAGAACUGCACCACUUGAAGACAGAAGGGAGUGGGGAAAACACCACUCUGAAUAAUGCAUAAAAUAUGGAGGGCAUCCAAGCUAUAUCUCUCAGCCUUUCCAAAGCCGGGGCCCAGCAGACUGCCAAAUUGUGCAUCCCACUGUAUUUUGCAUGCAGUGACUAAAAUCUGACGCUGCAAACUCAUGAGAGCAUAACAGGAACACACGGAAGAUUUAGUGGGUCUGUUGCUGUGCUUGGAUUCACCCUAGAAUUGAUUCCAUAAAACAUGUCUGAUUGCCCUGAACCUAUGGGAUGAAAUCAAAAUGAAUACUUAAUAAACAGGUCACCCAAAGAAGCUCCUCUGUCUUCUCUAGCUGGGAGUAGCAGCAGCAGCAGUUUUCCUACUGAAGGGGAAGGCGUGCUCUCUGGACUCUCUAAAUAAGGACGGUGUAAUAAAUCUGGGCAGCUAAGUGCCCUUUUGGAUUUCUGCGCUUUUAUGAUACGGCUUCUUCCUUCUUUCAUAAACUGGCCAGAAGGAAUGCCCAGAACAGGGGUGCCAACUUGAAUAAAAUUGGGGGGGGCGUAGGUAAGCCCUACAUAAUCAUAUGACACAGUGCGCACACACACCAUUUGAAUGGCAAUGCCCAUCAACUUUGGCGAGGCCCAGCAGACACGGGUACCCCAACUAUAUAACAAUAUGAAUCUGAUCCAGAAAGGCUAUGUCGGUUGGAGAUUGGCCAAGCUAAUUUUUAUAUUUUAAAUUUUUAUAUAUCUUGGUAAGUGUAGCUUCAAAAAGAAAGGAACUGGUACCUCAACCAGAAACGGUAGUUAGUCCAGAUGCACUUCGUAUUUCUCCAUAUGUUCAUAUUACAAUGAAGAAGUGAAAGUAGAAGCAGCAAUCCAACUUUUCAAUAGCACAUUGACCUGCAACAAUUAGCUAGUGAAAACAUUUCUUUCAUGAAAAACUUUUAUCUGCAGCUGACUGCUGCAUACAGUAUCAAUCCUUUUUUAAAAGCACACUAUCAGGCCUGCUAUUUUUGCUUCCUUAAAAAAACAAAAACCAGGGGGAAAGCCUGACAAUCUUAAUUUUCUUAUCACCCAGGAAAUGUUGCAAGAUGUGUUAUUUGGUGAAUAGGCAUACUUAAGAAAAAGUUGAUCAACUUCCUCUUGAGUUUUUGAGGACAACAUGCAUCAUUACACAGAAUGUGAACUACGUUGAUACAUCUGUUUAGUACAUAUGUAUUCUGCCUUUCUUCCAUCACAAAACUCAAGGUGACAUAGAUCAGUCUCCCAUCAAGGCAAUGGACAGAUCCAGACCACACUAGCUUCAGCAAGGUUACCGUAUUCUUUGCCCUCAGUCCAUAGUUUAGGAGCAGAUCCUGUAAACCACACAACAGUCCAGAGUAGCAGUAGGACAGUUCUCUGUAGCUCGGAUACAUCUAUAUUUGAAGAUAUUGUUUGUGGCUGGAUAUAUUUUUCUCUUAGGUUAUUUUAUUGUCAGGUAUCUUUGACUUCAAAGCACUCUUUUAAAAACAAAGCAAUUUUUUUUCAGUUCCACUGAAACAGAAGGCCAUAAAAAAUGGUUUACAAGCUUUGCUUGUGGCUCUCCCAGUGACAGCUGUAAAAGCCCAGGAAGGCUAAAAGUCUGCUGCAAGGCGGUUUUUAUUUCUGCACAAACAGGUGUCAGUGUCAGAAUUUAAAAAACAAACAAAAACAUUUUGCCACCUGCAGACCAAAUGCUAAUUUCUUCAAAACAGAAAAGUUGAGAGAAUCCUGUAACUCGGAGGCCAAAUCACAAAACCUCGGUCCUGUUAUGUGGCAUAUGGUAGGAAAACAGACUGCACAACACACCAAAAGAGACUUGCAGUUGUGUGAAACCUGACAAACUUUAAAGAAUCUGGGUACUUUUGUAGAGCUGCUGAUACCAUAUACGCUAAGAUUGAUCUUAAUAUCCAAAUGCCAGUACUCCUUAUGCUGCCCAAGCAUGAAAAGAAAGUACAGUCAGGUUAAGUACUUAAUUUGUU